Penicillium chermesinum is the source of this 969-nucleotide messenger RNA. Its product is annotated as urease accessory protein UreF. The transcript has 2 exons. The coding region runs from base 1 to 969 and encodes 322 amino acids. Gene Ontology annotation, molecular function: nickel cation binding. The record is from RefSeq and is a predicted model, not a curated record. NCBI's taxonomy places the organism in Eukaryota, Fungi, Ascomycota, Eurotiomycetes, Eurotiales, Aspergillaceae.
AUGCUGGAUAUGCUGAAGACCCCAGAAAAGGAUCUCCAGCUGGAGAUUGCGCAGCUCGAGGCUCGUCUUGGAGAUCUGCGCUCGCAAUUGCACGUCAACUACACCACCCCUCUAUCUUCACACCUCGAGACCAAAUCGCCAUGGACCAUGUCGUCAGAACUAUAUAAGAAUAAUGAUAGCUAUAAUACUUUCCAAUCGACCGCCCUCCGCGCCUCACCCCUCCACGCCCUCCUCCUGCUCUCCGACUCUGCCCUGCCAUUGGGCUCAUUUGCAUACUCCAGCGGGCUGGAGUCAUAUCUCGCACAUAAUAAACCACUUCGCACAUCCCCCUCCGCCGCCUUCCACCGCUUCCUCAAGCUCUCCAUCGCCUCUAUUGCAAGCACAUCCUUACCGUAUGUACUAGCCGGCUACCGGCACCCAGAGACUCUAGAAACGCUCGAUAACGAUCUCGACGCCUCAACGCCCUGUAUUGUCGCUCAGCGCGCAAGCGUUGCCCAAGGCCGAGCCUUAAUAGGCGUGUGGGAGCGGGCGUUCCGGGCGAGCUUCGCAGCACCCGGACCGAGCACCGACGCGGGAGCCCGGGUUGCGGCUGGCGCUAUCGACGAUUUCGCGGAUGCGUUGAAGUCAAAUCUAGAGGUGGAAGAAGAAUAUGAUACGGUGCCCAAGGGCCAUUUUGCUCCGCUGUGGGGCGUUGUCUGCAGGGCCAUGGGCUUGGAUCUGCAGCAGACUGCUUAUAUCUUUGUUUUGAACCAUGCGAAGGCAGUUCUCAGUGCUGCGGUGCGGGCGUCUGUGAUGGGACCGUACCAAGCGCAGAAUAUCUUGGCGAGCCAAAGCCUGCAGGAUACAAUGAUGGGUAGGAUCAAGCGGGAGUGGGAUACGCAGGUAGAAGAGGCUGGGCAGGUGGUUCCGGCGCUAGAUCUUUGGGUUGGUCGCCACGAGCUUCUGUAUAGUCGGAUCUUUAAUUCAUAG